Molecule: messenger RNA, 431 nt
Organism: Candoia aspera
Lineage: Eukaryota; Metazoa; Chordata; Lepidosauria; Squamata; Candoiidae
Gene: NDUFA1
Product: NADH:ubiquinone oxidoreductase subunit A1
Exons: 3
Coding region: 29-283 (84 amino acids)
Source: RefSeq, a predicted model, not a curated record
AGAGCGCCCGGCAGGAGCGCCGUGGUGCAUGCGCGGUGUGCUGCUGGCGUCUGCGGGAGAAGUCCGGCAGCGGUGCGUCGGGAUGUGGUAUGAAAUUCUGCCCUCGGCGGCUCUUAUGUACGUGGGGUUGAUCAUCCCCGGAAUUGCCACUAUCUACAUCCACCGAUACACAAACAACGGCAAGAAUAAAAGAGUGAUACAAGAUAUAAAAGACUGGCAAGCACUGCAAAGAGAGAAACGUGUCUGUAGCACUGGAUUGAAGGGUUUGGAGAACAUUGACUGAAGCCAUGGGGUGAAUAUUCUUAUUUCAUGAAUAAAACAAAAUCUAAAGCAAGUGUGCUGUGAAAGUGUUACAAACUUGUGAGCAGGAAAACAGGAUUCUAAAGCAAAGCUACUACCAUGGCAAUAAAAAUACAGACAACGUAAUACAA